This is a messenger RNA of Triticum turgidum subsp. durum (durum wheat), 528 nucleotides long. The record is from the annotation of a GenBank genome assembly. Lineage: Eukaryota; Viridiplantae; Streptophyta; Magnoliopsida; Poales; Poaceae.
AUGUUUAUAGAUCACUACAUGUUCCGUUGGAACAUUGUGAGGUCCUUUUUCCAGUUUGCUACUAAAUUCUCAAAAAAGAAACGUUCUUAUGCAUCACCAUCAUGUGGAACCACAAUACCUGAACCAAUGAACUCAGUGAACAUUUUUUAUAUUUAUUAUGGAUCAUUACAUGUUCUGCUGGAACAAGGUCAGUUUGGUGUAGUCUAUUUUGGCUACUUGGAAGAUGGAACCCCAGUUGCAGUCAAAACACGCUUAGAAUCAUCAUCUCAUGGGGUUAAUGAGUUCUUGGCAGAGGCUCUACAUCUAAUAAGAGUUCAUCACAGGAACUUGGUCAAUCUGGUUAGCCACUACAAGGAUGGACACCACUCAACUCUUGUCUACGAGUAUAAAUUGCUAACUUGCAUUGCUCUUUCGUGCAACAAGUGCGUUGAUACUUACAAACAACGAGGAGCACCGGAAGCGAGGGAGGGCAUGGCUGCACUGGAGGUUGUCCCAAGGCGAGGGCAGGGCAGAGACAUGCAACAAUGA